UUUUACCAACAAGCAUUGAAACCAGGCUGCAAGGAACGAGAGCAGCUAGAGCUGGACGAGCUGGUACAGCAGAGCUGAGCCGGUGACAAGCCGCCGUCUCUGUUGACUAUAGUAACAACCGGGGAAAAGAAAAGAAGUCCAGAGCGGUGAAUAAAUAAGGAACGACGACUGGCGUGAAGAAAAAGGCGAAUCGGAUCACUUUGAACCGAGUAACACUGCCCUUAUCCCGCCACACUACUACUUGAGGGGAGCGUAAGACAACCAGCGAGUAAAGUUGCUGAGCCAAUCUGCUUCACUUGUUAACAUUAUUAUUGAACGUAUGUGGAGGCCCCAUCUGUUCCCGUGUGGAUUUCAAACCCCAUCCCGGCGUCUUUGUCUUUGGAUGAGCAAUGCCUGUUGGACGGUAACACAGUGUUGCAGCACGAAAAUAUUGUGCCACAUGAGCCGGGAAGAUAUGGAUUCGCUUUCACUAUAGCAAAGAUUUGCAGCGGUUAAAAAAGUCCUUAUUCAUCUUUCCCUUUUUAAUUUAUUUCUUUAAUAAUAUUGUAUUGUCAUUUCAACUGAGCCCUGGGAUUUCUCGAAUCUUGUGGAAUUACAAUCAUGAACUUUGUUUUUAGUUUGAUACAAAUUCUCUUGGCAGCGGUGCUUCACCACCUACCCACUGUAAAGACUGCCAGCAUUACCAAAGGAGUGGAUAAGAGUAAAAACGAAGUUAUCCAGCUCACAGACGUCAUCAUGAAGAGUAGCUGCCAGCCCAGAGAAAUGCUUGUGGACAUUUACCAGGAGUAUCCAGAGGACAUAGAACACACUUACUUACCUGCCUGUGUAGUCCUUACUCGAUGUGGAGGCUGCUGCAAUGAUGAGGCAAUGGAAUGCGUGCCAUCUGAAAGCCGCAAUGUGACGCUGCAAGUAGUACGGGUAAGGUCAAAGUUCUCUCAGCAUAAAAUUGAACUGAGCUUCACAGAGCAUCAAAAGUGUGACUGCAGACUAAAGCCCGGAGUGCAAGCAAUGAACGAAUACCACUGUGCGCCUUGUUCAGAGAGAAGAAAGCGCUUAUUUGUGCAGGACCCUCUCACCUGUAAAUGCUCCUGCAAAUUCACACAAUUAGACUGCAAGUCCAGGCAGCUUGAAUUAAACGAAAGAACUUGCAGAUGUGAGAAACGGAGGAGAUGAGUCCAGUAGGUGCAGACUACACUGUUAUGAAGGAAUUCUUUUUGGCACAGCACUUUGAAAUCUGAGGAUGCAUUCCCUACAAAGGACACCCAAGGACAAUGCAAGAAAAGGAUGUUCCGGAUUCUCAUCUUCAUCAUCGUCUGUUUUCCACCUAGCGACAUUAAUAUAUAAAUAUGUGCAUUUACUCUAAAGUACAUGACAUCAACAGCGUGUAUUGCUGCUACUAUUUAAAACGAAUGCGCUGUCGGCGUGUGAAUGGGAAAUGUGACAGAGGCAGUAUGUUCAUGGGUAAAAAUAUAUUGUAUUUUAUUUUAUGUAAGACUUCACUGGAUGCUGGUCUGCUGUGGAUAUGAACCCAAACUACAUCUCGCUCUCUGGAAAAAAAAUUAGUGACCACAAUUUCAUCCAUUGAUGUAACGAGAGCCGAACUCGCCCGAUGAGGUCGGAUGGAUUAUGAAACGUGGAUGGCGAUACCUGUGGCACUUGAACUGUACGGCAUGUUUCAGAACUUGUUCUCCUCUGUGACACGAUAAGACAUGUUGUCUGUACUGUAGGAAAUGACAAUAGUUGAUGUAAUAAUAUAACUACAUAAUACGACACAACUGCUGACACCGGUUACGUGCUGUGGUGACGAAUAAUGUGACCUCCUUCCCAAACGGAAGUUCAGUGACGACGGCGAGAACCGAAAGAUAGGUUUGCCAAGCGACUUUGAUAAGACUCUGGGUUUCUCCCUAUGUUUGAACACCCUAUGAUAUUUGUUUGAAAGCUAAAGCUAUAUUCAGGGUUAAAGGUAUCGAACCACUAGCUUUCUGGUCCUGCCUUCAUCACAUAACUUUUAUUGGGUUGGAAAAGAUAUUUUAUUGACAUGCACAGUUUAUUUGUACUUUUUAUUUAGACCUUGUGUUUGACUUCACAUGUUUUGAGACCAUGUUAAAGGGAUAUUAAUGUAGUUGUACAUGACAAAGGGUAGUGACUAGAUGAGCUGAUGACUGUCAGUCGAGAAACACUUAACCUUGCAGGUUUUCUAGUUAAAGGUGCUAUGAAAUGCUAAAACAAGUGACUUUAAAAUGAUAGCAGAUCAUAUUUUGGACACAAAUCCAUCCCAAAAAACCUGACAGAAAAGGUAUAAUAAUGAAAUUAGAUCCUAAUUCGUCUUCCUUUCUCAGUCGCCCUUGGAUCGCCCACAAAAACAUCUAACAGAGGAUGCCCCACAACGAAUGAGUUGCAGAUUUUUGCAGGCUGCUAGCAUGCUAUCCAUACGCACGCUAUUCUCUUGUUGCUGUGUCUUACGUGGAUAAAGUACUUACUUUUUUAAAAAAAUUUAAGUAAAAGCACAGAUACAGGUGCAGAUAAUGAAAAAGUACAAAUAUCUAAGAAAAAAAAAUAAGUAAAAGUACAAAAGUACUUGCUGUAAAUGUAAAAAGUAAAACAUUUUUUCUCCCGGUGCAUAAAUUAAAUAUAUAUGUAUUAUAUAUAUAAUAUAUAUAUACCGUAAUUUUUGCACUAUAAGGUGCACCUGACUAUAAGCCGCCACCCACCAAAUUUGACACGAAAAACACAUUUGUUCAUAGAUAAGCCACACUGGACUACAAGCCCCAGAGGUCCUCACUGUAUUAUAAGUUAUUAUGGGGUACACCAAAAGAUAUUAACCGGUAACACUUUAUUUGACAGCGACUGUCAUGACACCAAAUGAACCACCAUGAAGCUUUGAACCAAUUGCCUGCAAAACUUUAUUGCUUCAAGAACCUUCAUUUGGCCUUCAAUGCUCCCUUAGGGGAGACAGACAACCUCUGCUGCCACCUACUGUCAACAGUGUUGUUGACCAACAUGCCCCCUAGAAUGCAUUGCAGCGCUACAGAUGUAAAUAACAAUCAAAAUUCAUGUUCUGUGCUAAUUCUUUCUUCAGUUACUGUUCCAGUUGUUUCAUUAAUUGCUAGUUAUGGUAUUUGGUAACACUUUAUUUGACGGUGGCGCCAUAAGACUGCCUUUACACAAUCAUAAUUAUGACAUGAUUCUGUCAUGAGAAUUAACAAAUGCUUAUAACAGAUGUCUUUUAGUGUUAUCCGGCAAAUUAUCUCACUUUUGAAUGGAUGUAAAAGAUCUGAGCUGGACAUAAAUGGCAUAAAUGACAUAAUUUUCCAGAUGAAACUUAAUGACAUCUGUCAAAAGCAUUCAGUAAUGCCCAUGAUAGUGUCAUGUCAUAAUUAUGACGGUCUUAUGACGCGCUGUCAAAUAAAGUUUACCUAUUAACCCAAAUAUACCAACAAAUAAGCCACACUGGACUAUUAGCCUCAGGAUUCAAAAAAGUAGAAGAAGGAAAAAAGUAGCGGCUUAUAGUCCGAAAAUUACGGUGUGUCUAUUUCUAUAUAUAUAUGUAUAUAUACAUAAAGAUAUUUUAGUCAAUAUUCAAAGAAAGAACAAGAAAAUUCAUUAACUGCUCAGUUUUAUUUAAAACUGUGCAGAGUGAAAAAACAACUAUUAAAAUGGACUGCACUUUAAACAGAAGCUUAACAAGCUCAAAAACUCCAAAACUUAGUUUCUUGCAAUCCGCCAUGAAACUAUCAGGUGCAAACCUCCACCUACUGUUCAAGAGCGUGGUGGUUUUUAUUAGUCAAUAUCUUGUUCACCUGCCUGAUCUUGCUUGUACACGUGUUGCUGCCUCUAGUGUUCAGUUACGGCAUAACUGCAUGGGUCUUAUCGAUUGCGCCGGAGGCAUGAAAACGAAACUCUAUUCCCAAUGAGAAAAAAAGAAAAUAAAGGUAACGUGUAACCCAGGCAACAAUUUGAAAAGUAGUAGAGUAAAAAGUAGAGAUACCUGCUGUAAAAUGUAGUGAAGUAAAAGUAAAAAGUACCACUUCAUAUUUGUACUCAAGUAAAAAUACACAAAAAUGCACUUAAGUACAGUAACUUCUACUUCGUUACAUUCCACCACUGAUAUCUACAUUUAAAUGACAUUAGUGCAGUCAUUUUCAUUUAUCUGACAUUUCAUAACACUUUUAAUAGCUUUGAUUUUGUUCCAAAAAAUAGUUGCGAUUCCACGACAGAGCCAAUCAUUAACUGUCUGUACAUACUUACUGGAUAUCCCUUUUUCAAAUAGACUACAUUUAAUUUAUAGACUGUUCAGUAUUCUAUAUUAUAAUAUUUAUAUGAAUUGUUACAGUGAUUUCAGUUUGUCCUCCCUUUCAAUCGACCUUGAGAUUGAAUAUGUUUGGGAUUUUGGGGAAUAGGGGGGACUGAAAACAAAGCUUUGACAUUCCUGAUUUGAACUAAAGCUAUGUUACUCACCAGUCGAAUGGGGGUGGGGAAAGAGUGGAGGUCAUAAUGGGCAUUUGACCGAUGGAAACCCCAGUCACAAGUAUGUGCGUGUGAUGCACCAGCACAGGUGCUUUUCAUUUUGGACUUGGGCAAUGGACAUGUGGUUUUGCACUUGCCCGCAGACACGUCAGAAGCAGGACUGAAGUGGUCUAGUUGCUGCUCAGCUCGGACCUAAAUGUGCGCAGAUUCUUGUCUUAAGGUCUCUAGUCCAAGGGUGGUCUAUUGGCACUGUACUUUACUUUUCUGACAAAACAGAACUGACACUUAAGUAUUUUAUUCAAGCAGGAGACAGUACAUAAAUUUGACAUUUUGAGCUGUUUCCAUAUGAGUCAAAUUCAGUUUCAGAGUUCGAAUAAGAAGUAAAUACUGUAUGUAUGUUAGUGUGUGUUUAUAUACAUACUAUUAUAUACUAUGUUGUCCUGAUCACAUUUUUUUUUUUUUUUUUGCACCUGAGUUCAUGUCUGACCUAAUUUUGAGGAUCUGUUGCUAUCGAGUACCGAUCCGAUACCUCGGCAAUUUAUUCAUUUAUUUCUUAAUUUAUUACCGGUACAUUCAUUUUUUGUUUCUUUAGACGAUAUCCUCUUCCAUCUUAUGCUGUUGCUUUGCAGCCAUCUUUUUUAAAGGGGAAUUUCAGAAUUUUUGAUAUUAGGCUUAAUCGUCGAGUUAGGGGGGGGUUUAAUUAGUUGUUGGAGUUGAUUUCAUCACAUUCCGUGCAGUUUGUUAGUUUCAGGGCUCCAGAGUGGCUAAGCUAGCGUUAGUCAAUGGUAGAAAAUCACAGAUGACCCAUGCAAUCAAGGGUGUUAGCUAUGUUUUCAAGAUACAUUUAUUAAAAUUUACUGUUCCGUGUCAAUAAUUGUAGUAUCAACAGCAAUAUUAAUUAUUAUAUAUAAUUGUAAUCCAGCAGGGAGCAGGGCGGAGUGAUAUCACAUCGUUUUUUUUCACGGCUGAUUUUUUAUGUCGCAGCCAGCAGCAGGUAACCACAGCGUAUAUUGUUCCUUGUUCUUCAUUGGGAAUUUGUGGAAACUUUCCUUUGCCAAUUUCUUGUGUUUCUAAAGCCUCUAAAUGCACAUUUCACCAUGUAGCUGUCCUUCAGUCAACUCAGCAGACUGAUGCUGCAUUCAAGGAAGGUGGGAAGUCGGAGUUUCCAAACUCCAACCUGGAAAAAUAUCAUUGGAACGCCACUCGAACUGGGAGAUCCUAGUCACAAAGUCGUAAGAAAAGUACCAGACAUGAAUAGUUGCUUCAAUCUGAUGUCACUCGACAAAAUAACGUUGCCCUUCAAUAGUAAAACUAAAGAAGGCAGUUUACAGUGUGUGGUAUUUGACCGCAGCUGUCGUUUUUAUACCAUUCAAGUGGGAUACGCCGGACUUCCCACCUUCCUCAAAUGCAGCAUGAACACGAGUGUCUGAAGCACUCCUCUAUUGUGGUCGCAUUACGCAUUAAAAAAAAAAAAAAAGUCCCUCAGAAUGAAAUGCAUCACGGUAGCUUGGUGUGACAUUCGAACUAUAAUCUGAAUUUUGAAUUUGUUUGACUAUCUUAGAUCUAUUAAUAUCGUUUUAUAUUGGCAUGCUAAGAUUAUACCAUUGACUCGCGUUAGCUUAGCCACUCCAGAGCCCUGAAACUAACAAACUGCAGGGAAUUUGUUGAAAUCAACUCCACCAACUAAUUAAACCCUUGCUAACUAAAAGAUUAAGCCUUAUGUCAAAAAUUAUGUUAUCUGAAAAUAACGUGAUUGGGCGCGAUUUCUGAUCACGUGAUCGGAUUACGGACAUACCUAAUGUAUAUGUGUGUGGGUAUGUAUGUUCAGGCUUCAGGCUGUAAUAUUUAACAACAGAGAGCACUCCGAAUGUAAAAUUUAGAGGCAAAACCUUCUCAAGUACAUCAUUGACACAACUAACCUUUUCUGCCAGUUGCAACACUGUUCUUUAUCAGCCAUGUGAGCCAGCAGUAAAUCCUGAUAUAACCACCCUCAAACUAAAGUCCUAAGACUGAGUUCACUAAGACUAUCAGCUGGGUCAGAGCCAAUGCCUCUCAAGUCCUCAGCUGAUGAGAACAUUCUUUUUGUAUUUAAAUGGAAAACAAUGUGUUGCAUUUGUACAGCCACAAAUGUUUUUUUAAUGUAUAUUUUCACAUUAAUAUAUAUUUAUUUGUGCUGUAAAUUCUUUUACAAUAUUAAUACCCUUCUUGUUGUUUCUAGUUUAACUAUUAAACAUAUUUA
This is a messenger RNA of Corythoichthys intestinalis (scribbled pipefish), 6706 nucleotides long. RefSeq names its product vascular endothelial growth factor Aa (gene vegfaa). Gene Ontology annotation, cellular component: membrane. The transcript has 7 exons. NCBI's taxonomy places the organism in Eukaryota, Metazoa, Chordata, Actinopteri, Syngnathiformes, Syngnathidae. Gene Ontology annotation, molecular function: chemoattractant activity; vascular endothelial growth factor receptor 1 binding; heparin binding. Gene Ontology annotation, biological process: sprouting angiogenesis; positive regulation of endothelial cell proliferation; vascular endothelial growth factor signaling pathway. The record is from RefSeq and is a predicted model, not a curated record. Bases 601 to 1173 code for a protein of 190 amino acids.